Molecule: messenger RNA, 2077 nt
Organism: Periophthalmus magnuspinnatus
Lineage: Eukaryota; Metazoa; Chordata; Actinopteri; Gobiiformes; Gobiidae
Product: interferon-induced protein 44-like
Exons: 8
Coding region: 93-920 (275 amino acids)
Source: RefSeq, a predicted model, not a curated record
GUUUGUGCCGUAACAGAAGGUAUUUGCAGAAAUUUCACGGAAAUAUAAAACAAUGGGAUCCAGUGAAUGUAAGUAAUGUCAUUUUGAAUUUAAUGAAGACACCAUGGAGGACUUUCAGCGAGAGAGAGAAUCAGAAUGAUCUUCUGAGCCUGAUCAAGAACUUCAGACCUUCAAAAGAUGAAGUUAAACGUUUGCAUAUUUUGUUGUAUGGACCUGUGGGUGGAGGCAAGUCCACUUUUAUCAACUCAGUGAACACUGUGCUCCGCGGAACUUCGGCCAUUCCUGCUUCAGCCUGUGCAUCAGACAAUGAGUGCAAGAGUUUUACUCUGGAGUACAAAAAUCACAGCAUCCGGAGGGAACGGUCAAAGGAGUUCUUUCCGUUCGUGUUCACGGACAUAAUGGGAAUGGAGCCAGACAAGAAUGGAAUUCAUGUUGAAGACCUGAUUCUGAUGCUGAAAGGACAUGUGAGAGACGGCUACAAGUUCAACCCUUGCUCUCCGCUGACAGACACAAGUUCACAGUUUUACAACCCAAACCCUGCUCCAGAGGACAAGGUGCACCUUCUGGUGUGUGUGCUCCCUGCACACAGGCCAGACAUCCACGAAGAACACAUUCCCGACAUAAAAAGAAUGAGAAAUGCUACUCGAGAUCUGCAAAUUCCUCAUGUGGUCCUUCUGACACACAUUGAUGUCCUCUGUAAAAAAGUCGAGGAGAAUGUGAUGAACGUCUUCAAGGUGAAAGCAGUAUUGGAUAAGAUAAAAGACUACGGUGGCAAAUUGGGGUUUGAUGAGAACAACUUUUUCCCAGUAAGAAACUACUGCAGAGGGUACCUUCAACAAAAUGAGAACUUGGACAAACUGAUCCUGAUUACUCUCCAACACAUGCUGAACUACGCUGACGAUUUCACUCACACUCUUUAAAGAGGCUUUUUCUUCUGGGUUUCAGAUUCUAGGACAGACGUCUGCAACCAGUGAGAGAAAAAAAAAAAAAAAAAAAAGUGUAUUCGUUCUAUUGAAAUUAUCAUUUUUUUGUUUAUAUUUUUUUCUGAACAAACCCCAUGCAUAAAACUGGAAAGAAUGAUGAUAAUUUUGUGAAAUAAAUAUUACACAUAAGAUACACCAGAAUGCAGGAAAUUACAUAUAAUUUACUUGAAAUCCCCAGACCAAAUAUGCCCAAGAAGCCACAUAAAUACAAAGUGUUACAUAUACAGUACAAUGUGUUAAUAACUACAGUUGAGUUACUUCUUUUAAAUAUUUUUUUUUAUCACUUUAUCUCGUUACUUACUAAAAACGUGUGGCUUUUUCUAACUUUGGUUUGAUUUGAAAUGGGCCGAUGUGGCUCUUUUGCUGUUAAAGGUGCAGACUUCUGCUCUUGGACGUGUUGAUGUCACACUUCCAGAUGGAGGACAAGGGCCAGUUUUCCCUAUUGAUUAUAUAAUAUUCUCAAUCUAAAAAGAAAUAUCUAAAAGGAAAAUUCACUCAUGUUGAAUAUAUUUAAACUAGUGAUUGGACCCUAGAACUACCUAUGUUCAUUAUAUAUUCAUUUUAACUUCUCCUGUCUGUAUUAAAUAUUAUUGAACAUCAUCAUCAUACAUGUAACAGAUUUUUAAGGGGUAGAUGGAAACUGAAAUUUUCGGAGCCCUCAAGUUUCUAAUGUGGGAUUAUUCAAACGUGAAAUGUAGCUUUUCACUUGCAUUGCUUUUCUUUUUUUUUUUUUUUUUUUUUGUAAAAUGUCACUCAUAUUUGAAUACUUUGUUACAAAAUAUUAAUAUUUUGUCAGUUCAAUUUAAUUUACACAAGUAAGAAAAUCAAUUCAAAAAUAAGUAAUAAAUUCACAAUAUGACAUAUGAUUUGAACAUGUGUAUUAAUAAGAGGUCAAUGAGGUGCAAUAAAAAUAUAGUAAAACUGGUAAAGUGAACUAAAAAAAUAACAUGUUAUCAGAGUGUCUCAGCUUGUGCUUUUAUGUAGACUUAACUGUAAGAUAUUAACAGAUAUUAAACACAGAUAUUAGAUGUAACCAUAGAUAUUUUAGUUUUACUUUACUGCAACUGUUGUAUGUGCUUUUAUUAAAACAUUUG